Molecule: messenger RNA, 2985 nt
Organism: Aethalodelphis obliquidens (Pacific white-sided dolphin)
Lineage: Eukaryota; Metazoa; Chordata; Mammalia; Artiodactyla; Delphinidae
Gene: ARL14
Product: ARF like GTPase 14
Exons: 1
Coding region: 1121-1774 (217 amino acids)
Molecular function (GO): GTPase activity; GTP binding
Source: RefSeq, a predicted model, not a curated record
GGUUGGCUAUAGGUUAAUUAAAUGUUGAAUUAGGCAUUAUGAGGUGGAAACUCCCAACUGUCAAAACAUGAAGGUUUCUUCUCUGACAUCAUACAAUUUCUUUAGAAAAGAUUUUUUUUUGGCCCAGGGUGUAACAUCUCACUCUGAAUUGUCACCCAGCAGAGGUGUCUGUGUGUGUGUGUGUGUUUUCUGUUCCUUAUUCAGACUUUCAGUUAACUCUGUUUUUAGUUGCUCAUUUUGCCUCUUCCCUCUGUAUCCUGUGUAUCAGUACUCCAAGCCUCAGCUUUAUCCUGCUGCAUUAGUUACCAUUCAUCUUCUAUCUAUAUUCCACGUUCCAGAAUUUUGUUGAAAUCUCUCACCCUCUGAUGGACUCUCCUGCUCUAGAUAUGAGUUUAUAUGUUCUUUUUAUUCCUUUACCAUCAUUUUGGUGGAGUCUUGAGGAGAGGAGAUAAAUAUAUUCAUUCGCCACCUUUAAUCAGACUGCUUACUUUUAGAAGUGUUUGUGUUACAAACUUCCCCCUCCUGUAAAUUUGGUCUUGUGAAUAGUGUAAACUUUCUAUCUAGAAGAUUAAAGAAGUGAUUCUCUAUAUGAUUAUGGAAGUAAGGUUCAGAUAACUUUGGAUGGUUUAAAGUUUCCUACUGAGUAAUCUGGAAAGUACUAAAGAUACUGCUCAGGGCAGUGUGAGGUAAACUCUCUCUUCAUGGCUUCAGAAGUCUGGUUACUUAUUUACAACUGGGAUAAGAUAAAUAGUCAAAUAACUAGAGAAUUUCUACAAACCACUUGUAAAGUUAAGUUUUUAUCCCGCUACCAAACCAUGUUCCCCUGCAUAUCUAAACCUUUGAUUACCCUAGACUUCCAACAUCUGGAAGAGAACAAGCUGCAGUGUCACACAGGCAGGCCCCUCCUAAGUCCUACUCACUCACAAAGAAUUUCCCCUUUGAGCUUCUAUGACACUGGCUGGUUACUCACAUCACAGAUACCUCAGGAUUGGUUGGGACUGCAAAUGAAACACUGUUUGCCCAUAAUCAAGUUGAUAAGCUACAACAUAAAUGCACGCAAGUUCCUAUUCUUAGACUAUAACAUGAAGCAUUUGCUCUCUUCUUUCCUCUUAACAUUUUCAUGCAAGACCUGGAGAGGAAACACUGGCUCCAGCGAAAAGAAAAGGUCUUCAAAGAAAAAAAAAAAAAGCCUAAAAUGGGUCUAUUGAAUUCUAAAAACCCCAAAGCCAAGCAAGCCCAAAUUCUUCUUCUGGGACUUGACGCUGCUGGGAAGUCUACUCUCCUUUACAAAUUAAAGCUUGCUAAGGAUAUUGUGACCAGCCCAACAGUAGGUUUCAACGUGGAGAUGAUUGAGUUGGAAAAGGGUGUUCCACUUACGGUCUGGGAUGUUGGAGGACAGGAAAAAAUGAGAACUGUGUGGGGCCUCUACUGUGAGAACACCGAUGGCUUGGUAUAUGUUGUAGACAGUACAGAUACACAGCGACUGGAAGACUCCAGGCGAGAAUUUGAGCAGAUUUUGAAGAAUGAGCACAUUAAAAAUGUGCCUGUUAUCCUGUUAGCCAACAAACAAGACGUGCCUGGUGCUCUGAGUGCCAAGGACAUCACCAGAAUGUUCAAAGUGAAGCAACUCUGCAGUGACCGGAACUGGUACGUGCAGCCCUGCUGUGCUGUCACCGGGGACGGGCUGAUGGAGGGGUUCCGGAAGUUAACUGGAUUUGUGAAAAGCCACAUGAAAUCAAGAGGAGACAUAUUAGCAUUCUUCAAGCAAAACUGAGGUCCAAGUGGGGAAAGAGAUGCUGAUGAAGUUGAAAGGGUAAUUUUUUCUCCAGGCCAAGUGAGAAAAGCAAGUUGCUGAGUUGGUAAACUUUUCCUGAAAUGUUAUUUCACCUAAAUUCCAUUAAACAACUCAGAAUAAUAUCUAGAAAAUAUUAUCUGGGGCCAGGCACUUUAGCAAACUAUGUAGUAAUGAUAAUUGAGAAUGAAAAUUUUACAAUUUCGUGCAUGUUGGAUGAUUCAGAAUAAUCAUAUUUGAGACCAAAUAAAUUCUUGCCUUAUUAUUUUUAUAUUACUGGAAAAAGUUUAAGUAAUAGAGUCAGAAUUCUUCUGCUAAUAGAGUCAGAAUUCUUUCAGACUGUUUCCAGCUGUUACAGGUAUUGAAUUUCCACCAUGCUCCUGUGUAAUAGCUGGGUGGUGUAAAAAAUCGAACUUUAAAUUAUGAAGAGGAAAAUGUUUGAUGUUAAUAUUUUGUAAAUCCCUAUCACCUAAAUAAAGGGUUUUUGUUUUUGUUUUUUUCUGCUUUCCUGCUAGCUUUUUGAAAUCUAUUGCUAGGAACUUCUUACAAUGAGUCAAAUAAUGAACUCUAGGCUGUUAAUUGCCCAGAGGCUGUGUUCUCCUAUAGGGAGAAGUUUGUAUCUUAAAGCUCUGGGGUCAGGGUAGCAGCUUAGACUUUAGGGCAAGGUCUGGGCUUAUCGCUUAGCUGGAUGCUGCAAUCCCAAGACCGGCUUCAGUAAAAUUCAAUAUAACAGUUAUUACUUGGGAACAUACGUACAGCUCACUGUACUGAUCAAACAGGAACCAGAGCCAGACUUUGCUCUCAGACACCUAGCAAUUCACAGGGGAAACAACACAAAGCCAGUAGCUAGAACAGGGGAAUAAGUACCAAGUGCUAUAACAGGAGAAACUCUUUCUGACCUGGAGAAAUAAGAAGUGCUUCGUGCAGGAGUGGUGUUUAAGAGAGUCCCCAACUCCUGGGGACCCCACUGAAGAUGCAGGUUAGUCAGUGGAAGUUCCCAUCACCAGGAGACUCUCCAGAGACACUGUGGGGUGAGGCAAGGAGGGGAGAAGGAACUGGAGAUUGAAUUGCAAUUCCCGAGAGGCUCAGAACACCCAGGGAGGCCCUGGUACUAACAGAAGACACUCUUUCCUCCUAGCCCACGUCCAAUAAGGCUCAUCCGGGCUAGAAGCAGGCCCCAAAACCCCACUACA